UAGCUUCCAAACAAAUAAGCCCUAGGUUUUCUCCGAGAAAGAAAACAAGGGCUUAGUUAAGCUAUGGAGGCUCACCCAAACACUACUGUCAUGCCGUCCUGGUCUCGUAUCUGCUUCCUUCUUGGUUUCUUUCUUCUCUUCUCCCAUAUCAAAGCUGAAGUUCACUACCAUGACUUCGUUGUCCAAGCAAAGCCAGUGAAGAGGCUGUGCAAGACCCACAACAUCAUUACGGUGAAUGGGCAAUUCCCAGGGCCAACUCUGGAGGUCAAAAACGGCGACACCCUCGUGAUUAGUGUCGUGAACCGGGCCAGAUACAAUGUCACACUUCACUGGCAUGGAGUUCGGCAAAUGAGAACGGCAUGGGCUGAUGGACCGGAGAUGGUGACUCAGUGUCCGAUAAGGCCUGGAGGGAGCUACACGUACCGGUUUACGGUCGAGGGCCAAGAGGGGACGUUGUGGUGGCAUGCACACAGCUCCUGGCUCAGGGCCACUGUGUAUGGAGCUCUCAUCAUCCACCCCAAGGAGCACACCUCCUAUCCAUUCGCCAAGCCCAAAAGAGAGAUCCCCAUCCUUCUUGGAGAGUGGUGGGAUGCAAAUCCAAUUGAUGUUGUGAGAAAGGCAACACGGACAGGAGCAGCUCCGAACACCUCUGACGCUUUCACCAUCAAUGGCCAGCCCGGCGAUCUCUACAACUGUUCCAGCGAAGGCACAACGGUAAUUUCGGUGGCCGCCGGUGAGGCCAACCUCCUCCGGAUCAUCAACGCAGCGCUAAACACCGAGCUCUUCUUCACCAUUGCCGGCCACAAGAUGACCGUCGUCGGAGCCGACGCCUCCUACACCAAGCCCUUCACCACCUCGGUGCUCAUGCUGGGCCCAGGCCAGACCACCGAUGUCCUUGUGACAAUGGACCAGCCGCCGUCCCGGUACUACAUGGCCGCCCGAGCCUACGCCAGCGCCCAGGGCGUCCCCUUCGACAACACCACCACCACCGCCAUCCUCGAUUACGACUGCGGCUGCUCUGCAGCGAAGCCUCGACAAGGCAUCACCCAACCGGCAUUCCCGAUCCUCCCGGCCUACAACGACACCGCCACGGCCGCCGCCUUUUCUACCGGCCUGAAAAGCCUGAAAAAGGUUGACAUCCCUGGCCGAGUAGAUGAGAACCUCUUCUUCACCGUGGGCCUGGGGCUGUUCAACUGCCGUCCGGGGAAGAGAUGCGGCGGGCCAAACGGUACUCGCUUUGGGGCGAGCAUGAACAAUUUCUCCUUCGUCUUGCCAGCCAACUUCUCCAUCCUCCAGGCUCACCACCACCGCAUGCCCGGCGUGUUCACCGCCGACUUCCCGGCCCAGCCGCCGGUGCAGUUCGACUACACGGCGGCCAACGUUAGCCGUUCCCUGUGGCAGCCCGUUGCAGCAACGAAGGUGUACAAGUUGAAGUACGGAUCUGUGGUGCAGCUGGUGCUCCAGGGCACCAACAUAUUUGCUGCUGAGAACCAUCCAAUCCACCUCCACGGCUAUGAUUUCUACAUCCUCGCCCAGGGGUUCGGGAACUUCAACGCUGCAAAGGACGCUGCCAAGUUCAACCUCGUCGACCCGCCGAUGAGGAACACCGUCGGGGUGCCAGUGAACGGCUGGGCUGUCAUCCGGUUCGUGGCGGACAAUCCAGGGGUCUGGCUCAUGCACUGCCAUUUGGAUGUUCAUAUUACCUGGGGCUUGGCCAUGGCUUUCCUGGUGGAAGAUGGACUCGGAGUGUUGCAGUCCCUGGAGCCUCCUCCAGCUGACCUCCCCAUCUGCUGAACAAAUUUUGAAAGCCUAAAGCAACAUCCAUCCAUAAUGGAAGCUCAGCAGUCGGGGGAAUGUAGUUUUUCCAUUAUUCUGUUUCUUUUUUAAAAUUAUUGUUUUCCGUUUUUUUCCCCUA
Phoenix dactylifera (date palm) is the source of this 1915-nucleotide messenger RNA. RefSeq names its product laccase-3-like. Gene Ontology annotation, cellular component: apoplast. Gene Ontology annotation, biological process: lignin catabolic process. Gene Ontology annotation, molecular function: hydroquinone:oxygen oxidoreductase activity; copper ion binding. The record is from RefSeq and is a predicted model, not a curated record. Lineage: Eukaryota; Viridiplantae; Streptophyta; Magnoliopsida; Arecales; Arecaceae.